Molecule: messenger RNA, 397 nt
Organism: Dermacentor silvarum
Lineage: Eukaryota; Metazoa; Arthropoda; Arachnida; Ixodida; Ixodidae
Product: extracellular globin-E1
Exons: 2
Coding region: 40-390 (116 amino acids)
Molecular function (GO): oxygen binding; heme binding
Source: RefSeq, a predicted model, not a curated record
CAACAUCAACAAGCAGCCGUCAGUCGGCACAGUGCAUCGAUGGCUAAGUCCGAUAGCGCAGACCCUAAGGAGAAGGCAAGCUCGACGCCACCGUUAUUUCUCAAGUGGAUCUUUGGCGACCCCGAAGAGACAUUCCCGGACCCGGUGACGGGACUGUCGCCCCGCGACAGGAACUACAUCCUCGACACCUGGAUCCUGGUCCGACGAGACAUCCGCAGUAAUUCGAUGUCGCUGUUCGUGGCGCUGUUCGCACGCUACCCUGAGUACCAGCGGAUGUUCCGGACCUUCGCCAACGUGCCCCUGCAGGAGCUGCCCCGCCACGAAGUGGUCAAGGCGCACGCGCUGAUCGUGUUCUACUUCAUCACCAACAUCGUCGAGGCCAUGGACUGACACCGAC